Dendroctonus ponderosae (mountain pine beetle) is the source of this 3132-nucleotide messenger RNA. It is a transcript of the gene Nup107, whose product is annotated as nuclear pore complex protein Nup107. NCBI's taxonomy places the organism in Eukaryota, Metazoa, Arthropoda, Insecta, Coleoptera, Curculionidae. Gene Ontology annotation, cellular component: nuclear pore; nuclear pore outer ring. Gene Ontology annotation, biological process: post-transcriptional tethering of RNA polymerase II gene DNA at nuclear periphery; regulation of DNA-templated transcription; mRNA export from nucleus. Gene Ontology annotation, molecular function: structural constituent of nuclear pore. The record is from RefSeq and is a predicted model, not a curated record. The transcript is spliced from 14 exons. Bases 293 to 2986 code for a protein of 897 amino acids.
UUUGAUAAUUUUAAGGGAUUUCUUACCUGCCUAAUUUGAAAGCUUCUGACCAUAGAGAAAGUACUUUUACUUUCUCUUGGACUGGCACCUAAACAAAGAUGCAAGUUUAGGUCGACUUGUCUUUAUCUAUGGGGCGACUUAACCAAACAUUCAGCCAAACUAGGUGAAAUUCACAGGGGAUAUUUUGUGGUGAAAUUUGUGGUUAGAAAGCCGGCAAAAAUACGCAAACUGACAUUCUUUCUGCUUUUUAGUUUAUUUCCAAAGAAAAGGUGUAAUUCUUUAAGUUUUCGUGAUGGAUAACGACUUAAAUCGUUCAGUGCGCCUACUGGAAGACGCCGUUUCUUCGCCAAGCCGAGGGUUAUUUCGAAAGUCCAUUUCAAAAUUUCAAACUGCUAAGAAUCGAGUGCCGUUCAACAGUAUGGACCUUAGUGUUACUUUGGCACCUCAUGAAAUUGAGUAUCUGAUGACUGAGUCUCCUGCUCGUGUAUCUUCACCAAGUCGCGGAUUGCUUCUAAGGCCCAUGGAAAAACCACUUAAGAUUAGAGCCAACAAACUGAACCUUAGCGUUACUUUGGCCCCUAGUGAGAUGGAUUAUCUCAUGACCGAUUCGCCUAGCUUUUAUAAUCAAACCAUGAGCGACAUCAUGAAUUCAGAUAAAACCUUGGCUGGAGGAAUCAUACAGCAGGAAAACCCCUGGAAAACCGCAGUCGAUUCUUUAUAUGUAGAGUAUUUUGAAGUUCUGCAAGGACAAACAGAGAGUAGAGACGCUCUGGAAAUGCUCUCUGAGCUGGCCCGAUGCUGUUCCGAUGCCCUGAAAAUCGUCCGAAGCCUAAAGUCGAAAGUCGCCAUUAAAACCGUCGAUGAAGAAUUGUGGCUCGAAAAGGAAAGGGACACUUGGAGGCUGUUGUACAUCCUGUUCCAGGACAGACUGGCGGUUCAAAGCAUGAUGGACGAAGACGCUCAAAUACAGUACUUUGGAAAGUCUGAAAAAACCUGCGUGGAAAACCUGUUCAAAAGGGAAAACUUAAUUAGAGAAUGCCAGCUGGUUAUUGACUGGCUGGAAGCUGAAGCUUGCGAGAAAGACGAUUCAGUGCUGCAUUUCUCCGAUUCAACCGUCGGAUGGGAAAAUACACUGCAUCAGCUACAGUCGGCAGAAACAAUUGCCUUUGGAAGUUCCAGGCCAAUAGUGGACAAGCUAGAUCCAGAUGCGCCACACUACCAGAAGAAACCCCUUCACGACAUCGACAUGGACGAUGAAAAGCGCUUGAAUUACAGAAUAUUUCAAGAAAUCCGAUGCGGCAAGCUGGGAGAAGCCCAAAAACUGGCACGCCAAUGCGGGCACUCUUGGAGAGCGGCGAUCUUCGAGGGCUGGCACUUAUUUCACGACCCCAACAUUAAGGAAGACAUUGCUAGAAGCCCCGAUAUGGACAACAGCUAUCAAGAAAUGGACUCCAACGAAUUGAAGGAUAUUGAAGGCAACAGCAAUAGAGACUUAUGGAAAGUUAUGGCCUUGCGAUAUUCAAUUCAGGAAUGGAUCAGUCCGUAUGAACGCGCCGCCGUUGGUGUAUUUUGCGGAAAUGUUAACGCCAUUUUACCAGUUUGCAACAGAUGGGAGGACAAUUUGUGGGCCUAUAUGAAAUCCUUGGUGGACAUACGGGUGGAAUCGGAAAUAAGGGAUUGUUGCACUAAAGACAGUGGCUAUUUACCGCUGCCUGAAGAAUACUGGCUUCAAAGGAUGUCUCUACAUGAGGUUUUUACGAAGCUGGAGUCCUCAAAGAAUAAAGCUGUAAGGGAUGAAGCCAAAGAGCACGAACACCUAAUCCAAAAGUACAUAAUCUUGGACGAAAUUCAAGCGCUACUUAAAGAGCUCGCCGAUUGGUCUCAAAGUGCCGAUAUUUCCACACAUUUCCUCAGAUUCACCGCCCAUGUGGUUUUAUUUCUGGACCAAAUCGGCCAAGGCCAUAAAAGGGACUGUGUGGAGACUGUGGUUAAAUCGUAUAUAAAGCGCUUGAUGGACAUGAACGAAACGCAGCUAGUGGCUUACUACGUGAGCAAACUGAAUACUUCCAACCAAGUCCACCUCUACGCCCAACAUUUGGAAAACAUCAUCGAGUUGCAGGAACGACAAUUAGCUCUAGAGUACGCAGAGCAGUGUGGGUUGGAUGUUUUGGCCAUAGCAAAGCAAAUCGUCGUGAAUACUCGAAGUAAACCUGAGCAUGUGGAUGAAGCAGGAAAUUUACAGAAAAAAAUCACGGAAACAGACGAACUGGUGAUUUCCGCCAUCGAUUGGUUGGUGUUUUUCGAAAAUCAACGGCUGGAUGUGCUGAUCCAAACCAAUGCCAUUAUCUUCAAAUUCCUACUGUUGGGCAAACUGGACGCUGCCCAACUGGCCUUCAACAAAAUUCCAAGCGAUGCUAUUCGGCAAGUCACAGCCGAAGUGGAAGACACCAGCGAAGAAACCAAUCAAAUCAUCAAAGAGCAUCUCAGCUACAAAGUGUAUUUGGAAGCAUAUGAAGCGUUUAACGAGUGGUUCAAGCAGAUGAAAAACCAGCCGGAAGCGCCUGAAGACUUGCCGGAAAAUACCCAGUUUUCGCAAAAAGUUGCCUAUGAGCACAGACUAUCUCAGCACAAAGUUGAAGUGGAAAGAUGGAAGCUUACGAAUAAACACCUUGCCAUCACUGCCAACAAACAGCUCUACAACGUUUUGCUGUUUCCGGAUGGUUGGCUCAACGGCGCGAAAGACUGUUAUCAUUUGAGGAAAACGGUUCUACCAGAAGUCACAUUCCUGCUAUGCUCGGUUUUGAGCGAAUCAGAAAUGUAUGAGGAGUGCGUCCAGUUGGCCGACAUAAUUGCGUCGGAAAAGCAUUGUUUGUAUAAGGAAUUCACUGAAGAACAGCUAUCAGAUUUGCUGACUAAAAUAGCUGAGGCUGCAGUGGCACUCACAGAAGCCAGCAAGGAUCCUUGGGGCAACGAAAUAACCGCCUGAAUCUUCAUUAGUUUCUACCUUAUGAUUUAUUUCCUGUUGCCAUUAGACGUUGUUUUUACACAUUUUCCAAUCAGUGUUCAUAUUAUCAGCAUUUUCUUGUUACUGUUUAAGGAUCUGCGGGAAUAAAAGUGAGCCCUUAACCAGUU